Molecule: messenger RNA, 990 nt
Organism: Acytostelium subglobosum LB1
Lineage: Eukaryota; Evosea; Eumycetozoa; Acytosteliales; Acytosteliaceae
Exons: 1
Coding region: 1-990 (329 amino acids)
Cellular component (GO): cytosol; cytoplasm; eukaryotic 43S preinitiation complex
Molecular function (GO): protein binding; metallopeptidase activity; translation initiation factor activity
Source: RefSeq, a predicted model, not a curated record
AUGAAUAUCGAAGAACAGAUAGUUGCAGAUUAUAACAACCCACGUUUGGAUGUUGUCCAGAUUGACGGAAUCGUCGUGAUGAAGAUUAUAAAGAAUGUUAAGGAGCAUCUGCCUGAGCUUGUGCCAGGCCAGCUGCUAGGCCUCGACAUUGGCACCAGCUUGGAGGUGUCAUCCUGCUUCCCACUGCCAAACCUGCGCGACUCUGAUGAGGACGCCAACGAGCAGAGCAACCAGGAGUACCAGUUGGAGAUGAUGCGUUGUCUGCGCGAGGUCAACACCGACUCCAACACGGUCGGCUGGUACACGCCCACCUAUCUCAACUCGUUCUUCAAUGAGAACGUCAUCGAAACACAAUUCAAGUAUCAGUCAGCCAUCAACCAAAAGUGCGUGCUGAUCGUCUACGACCCAGUCAAGACGUCGCAGGGAACGCUCUCGCUGCGCUGCUACCGUCUGACCCAGACGUUCAUGUCGCUGUUCCGCGAGCAGCCUUACAGCCGCGACACCCUGGACAGCGCCAACCUGUCGUUCAACGACAUCUUUGAGCAGAUUCCCAUCAAGAUUCACAACACCCAACUGAUCAACGCGCUGCUCUACGAGCUGGACGACGUGUCGUCCGACGCCAUCUCCAACUUUGACCGUCUCAACAUUGGCAACAACAUCUAUUUGGAGCGUGUCGUCGAGGGCAUGACCGAGUGCGUCGACUCUCUGUCGCAGGAGAUGAACAAGCUGGCCUCCUACCAGCGCAACUUCCAGUCACAGCAGUUUGCACGCAACAACUUCAUCCAGAAGAAGGCCGGCGAGGGCGUCAAGGUGGAGGAGGAGGAGAUCCAGGCACACAUUGCCUCGCUCUUCAACAAGCCCCUGCACGCACCAUCCAAGCUCACCAGUCUGUUGUACACCAGCCAGAUCAACAACUACUGCGAUCAACUGGCCACCUUCUGUGGUGGUAGCCUCACCAAGCUGUCUCUCCACAAGGAAUUGACCAAAUAA